UUGGCGAGGCUGGAGUGUCUUAUUAUCCAUACGAAGGAGCAUAAAUGGAAGGGCUUUGGCGCAGAUGCCUUCCUGCGGAUGAUGGCAUUGCCGUCACUGCGUGAGGUGCGUAUCAAAUGCCAUCAGACGAGCUACGACGAAGUGCCGCUUCGAAAGGGCUGGCGCGAGAGGGACUCCAACGUCGAGAUUCUGGCGUUCGAAGAAUCAGGUCUUGUUCCUCAGUUUGUUGGAAGAGCUGUGCGAGAGUGCAAGGCACUAAAGUCGUUUGCUUACAAGUGGGGUUGGGUUGCUGAGCAAAGGAGCUGGGCCAAGAUCAAUCUCAUUAAAGUAAACAC
Molecule: messenger RNA, 335 nt
Organism: Aplosporella prunicola CBS 121167
Lineage: Eukaryota; Fungi; Ascomycota; Dothideomycetes; Botryosphaeriales; Aplosporellaceae
Exons: 1
Coding region: 117-293 (58 amino acids)
Source: RefSeq, a predicted model, not a curated record